Diospyros lotus (date-plum) is the source of this 1662-nucleotide messenger RNA. RefSeq names its product F-box protein SKIP23-like. Lineage: Eukaryota; Viridiplantae; Streptophyta; Magnoliopsida; Ericales; Ebenaceae. The record is from RefSeq and is a predicted model, not a curated record. Gene Ontology annotation, molecular function: protein binding.
CGGUCCUUCGUGUGUCCUCCGAUCCGCAUUCCUUAACUGAAGCUAUAAAACAGCGACGUUAACGUCCUGCCUCAUUCUUCUUCUUCUUCCUUCAUUUCUAUCUUUUUCUUCGGUUUGAUCACGCAGAAAGACACCUAUUCUCUGUCUGCCCAUGGCGGAGUGGUCUCUGCUUCCAAUAGAACUCCUAGGCUUAAUUGCGAAGCGUCUCGGGACCGAAAUUGACGUCAUCCGGUUCCGAUCAGUAUGCUCCUCCUGGCGGGCCUCCGUCGCCGCCGAUCCCUUUCCGACGCCGUCCCGUUUCCCAAUCCUCCCGAACCAAGGCAUCUGACACUUCCUGGGCUUCUAUCUCUCCAAACGCACGAUUUUCCGGCUCGAAUUACCCCAAUCCGAUACCCAAACACUCCGUGACGGCUGGCUGAUGAAGAUCGAGCAGGACGUCCCUCAAAAAACCCACCUCUUGAACCCUCUCCCAGAUCCCAAUUCAGGCUUGCCCGCUUCGUUUCCCCGAAGCCUUGAUUUGUUGAAGUUUAGGGUUUCCGAAUUGGGUCACGAGUACAUUCUUCAGUACAUAAACUACCGCCCAUUUGCGAAUUCGAUCAGCGAUGCCGGCAAUUUGUACAUGGAAAAGGUAGCUCUGCGUUCGGGAGUGUGUUCCGGUUCCGGCACGGAGAGCUUCGUGCUUUUGACAAUCCAUGUUUCUGGGAAACUGGCAAUGUUCAAGUUUGGGGAUCGUAAGUGGGCUAUAAUCGAUGAUUUGCCUUCGCCAUACGAUGACGUGAUACUGUUUGAUGGACGGUUCUAUGCGGUUGAUAACACGGGAAGGACUGUGAUUGUGAAUGUGGAUUCUUCCCCAGUUGUGAGUUUGGUUGCUGAUUCUGUGUUCGGUGGGGACAAGAAGAUUUUGGUGGAAUCUCGUGGUGAAUUGUUGCUUGUUGAUACAUAUCUGAGCGUUGGGCCUGAGGAUGAUCUGGGUUUCGACGAGGGGCCCGAAUUUUACGAGGAAUUCGAUUGCUACAUGAGUGAGAGAACUGUUCGGUUUAAGGUUUUCAGGUUGGUUCGAGAUGAGCAGAGAUGGGUUGGGAUGGAGAGCUUGGGGGAUAGAAUGUUGUUUCUGGGAGACAAUUGUGCGUUCGCCUCGGCCUUGGAUUUUUCUGGAUGCAAAGGGAACUGCAUAUUUUUCACUGAUCAUUACUUCUACUCUAGCAGGGAAGAAGAUGGGGCACUCAAGGAUCGUGGUGUAGGAGUUUUUGAUAUAGAAACUGGUAGUAUAGGGUCUUUGGCUAAUUACCCAGAUUACUCCAAGUUGUUCUGGCCACCCCCCGGUUGGGUUUCUUCAGCAAUGUUGGAAGAUGGGAUGAAUCGGCUUGGUUUCUGUCUGACUUCAUUAGAAGAUCCAAUUUUAGCGAGGGCAAGGAGAGACAAUGCAGUGGACGGAUGAUGUGUUUAUCUAUAUAAACUUUCCCCCUUGGUUUCUUAAAACGCACUUUUUAUGUCAUUGAUCUAUAAAGUGCUCUUCUGCUUUUAGUUGCAAUUUCUUUCCUCUGCAACAUCUCAAUGUCCCUUUGUGAGCUGCUGAUGCUGAACGUUUCACAAAGUUUUUGUUAAAAUAAUUCUAUAAUCAGUAAAAGUCACAUUCAUAGGGAGAUAGGGCCAUUGAAUUCA